Messenger RNA from Pelecanus crispus (Dalmatian pelican), 2991 nucleotides. NCBI's taxonomy places the organism in Eukaryota, Metazoa, Chordata, Aves, Pelecaniformes, Pelecanidae. The record is from RefSeq and is a predicted model, not a curated record.
CUGCUCCUGGUUUGUCAAUGCAGAGCCACAGGUUUUACCACCCGCUCUGAUAUCGGCCCUGCGCGCGAUGCCAACGACCCCGUGGAUGAUCGUCAUGCUCCGCCGGGGAAGAGAACUGUGGGGGAUCAAAUGAAAAAGAAUCAGACGGCUGACGAUGAUGACGAAGAUUUGAACGACACCAAUUAUGAUGAGUUCAAUGGGUACGCUGGGAGCCUGUUCUCAAGCGGUCCCUAUGAAAAAGAUGAUGAGGAAGCAGACGCUAUUUAUGCAGCUUUGGAUAAGAGGAUGGAUGAACGCAGAAAAGAAAGAAGGGAACAACGAGAAAAAGAGGAAAUAGAAAAAUACCGUAUGGAACGACCCAAAAUUCAGCAGCAGUUCUCGGACUUGAAACGGAAGCUAGCAGAGGUCACGGAAGAAGAGUGGCUGAGUAUUCCAGAAGUUGGCGAUGCCAGGAACAAGCGCCAGAGGAAUCCUCGUUAUGAGAAGCUGACUCCUGUACCCGACAGCUUCUUUGCAAAGCAUUUACAGUCAGGGGAGAAUCACACCUCUGUGGACCCGCGCCAAACGCAAUUUGGUGGAUUGAAUACUCCCUAUCCAGGGGGCUUGAAUACUCCGUACCCGGGAGGAAUGACCCCAGGCUUAAUGACACCUGGGACAGGCGAAUUGGAUAUGAGGAAGAUUGGCCAAGCCAGGAACACGUUGAUGGAUAUGAGGCUAAGCCAGGUGUCGGACUCUGUGAGUGGCCAGACUGUAGUGGACCCGAAAGGAUAUUUGACAGACUUGAAUUCGAUGAUUCCCACACAUGGAGGAGAUAUCAAUGAUAUCAAGAAAGCCCGUUUGCUCCUGAAAUCUGUACGAGAGACCAAUCCUCAUCAUCCGCCAGCCUGGAUAGCAUCAGCCCGACUGGAGGAGGUCACUGGCAAACUCCAAGUGGCUCGAAACCUCAUCAUGAAAGGAACGGAGAUGUGCCCCAAGAGUGAAGAUGUUUGGUUAGAAGCCGCUCGGCUUCAGCCUGGGGAUACAGCCAAGGCUGUUGUGGCCCAAGCUGUCCGCCACCUUCCACAGUCUGUCCGAAUCUAUAUAAGAGCAGCAGAGCUGGAAACAGAUAUCCGUGCAAAGAAACGCGUCCUUAGGAAAGCCCUUGAGCACGUUCCAAAUUCGGUGCGUUUGUGGAAAGCAGCCGUGGAGUUAGAAGAACCAGAGGAUGCCAGGAUCAUGCUGAGUCGGGCUGUGGAGUGCUGUCCGACUAGCGUUGAACUGUGGCUUGCGCUGGCAAGGCUGGAGACAUAUGAGAAUGCUCGUAAAGUCCUUAACAAAGCCCGUGAGAAUAUUCCAACGGAUCGUCACAUCUGGAUUACUGCUGCCAAACUGGAGGAAGCCAAUGGGAACACCCAGAUGGUGGAGAAAAUCAUUGACAGAGCCAUCACGUCUCUUAGGGCUAAUGGUGUGGAAAUCAACAGAGAGCAAUGGAUACAGGAUGCUGAGGAAUGUGAUAAAGCUGGAAGUGUGGCCACAUGCCAGGCAAUCAUGCGAGCUGUGAUUGGGAUUGGGAUUGAGGAGGAAGAUCGGAAACACACCUGGAUGGAAGACGCAGACAGUUGUGUUGCUCACAAUGCUCUGGAGUGUGCCCGGGCAAUUUAUGCCUAUGCCUUGCAAGUUUUCCCGAGCAAGAAGAGCGUGUGGCUGCGAGCAGCGUACUUCGAAAAGAACCAUGGAACGAGAGAAUCCUUGGAGGCUCUUUUGCAGAGAGCUGUUGCUCACUGUCCCAAAGCAGAAGUGCUCUGGCUCAUGGGAGCCAAAUCGAAGUGGCUGGCAGGAGAUGUGCCAGCAGCCAGAAGCAUUUUGGCCCUGGCUUUCCAGGCCAACCCCAACAGCGAGGAGAUCUGGCUGGCUGCCGUGAAGCUCGAGUCAGAAAACAAUGAAUAUGAAAGAGCAAGGAGGCUGCUGGCAAAAGCUCGCAGCAGUGCCCCCACUGCAAGGGUCUUCAUGAAGUCUGUGAAGUUAGAGUGGGUGCUUGGGAACAUUGCUGCAGCCCAGGAGCUUUGUGAGGAAGCCCUGAAGCACUACGAGGACUUCCCCAAACUGUGGAUGAUGAAGGGACAAAUCGAGGAACAAAAGGAGCUGGUAGAAAAAGCACGGGAGGCUUAUAAUCAAGGGUUGAAAAAGUGCCCCCAUUCCAUACCCCUGUGGCUUUUGCUGUCCAGGCUGGAGGAAAAAGUUGGGCAGUUGACUAGAGCAAGAGCCAUCUUGGAAAAGUCUCGCCUAAAGAAUCCAAAGAAUCCAGAUCUCUGGUUAGAGUCUGUGCGAUUAGAGUACAGAGCUGGGUUAAAGAAUAUUGCAAAUACUCUGAUGGCCAAGGCGUUGCAAGAAUGCCCCAAUUCAGGAAUCCUGUGGUCAGAGGCAAUUUUCCUUGAAGCGCGACCGCAACGAAAGACCAAGAGUGUGGAUGCUCUCAAGAAGUGCGAACAUGACCCACAUGUCCUGUUGGCUGUGGCCAAGCUGUUCUGGAGCGAGCGUAAAAUAACCAAGGCCAGAGAGUGGUUUCACCGAACAGUGAAGAUCGACUCUGACCUGGGGGACGCCUGGGCUUUCUUUUACAAAUUUGAGCUCCAGCAUGGCACAGAGGAACAACAAGAAGAGGUGAGGAAGCGCUGUGAGAACGCUGAACCUCGCCACGGAGAGCUCUGGUGUGACGUCUCCAAGGACAUAGAGAAUUGGCAGAAAAAGAUCGGAGAGAUUCUCGUGCUUGUGGCAGCCAAGCUUAAAAAUACCUUCUAGAGCAUGCUGGCUUCAGCUGCGUUAGUCAUCUCUGUAGGACUUGUCUGCUUACCUGCUUUCGGUGCAUUCGCCCUUCCAGUGGCACAGAUUUCGGAGGACAGGAGAUCGGUAGCGAUAUGAAAGAUCUUUCUUCCAAAAAGAAAAGCCGCUUCCUUCUCUUCCCAGCGAUAGCGCUCUUGGCUCGCACGGCGCGGGCAUCGGCUUCUGUGGCAC